AUGGACGUCAAGGGCACGCUCAAGUGCUGCAAGGAGUUCACGGUGGAGGGCGUGGCGACGAGCGCGUCGAAGGCGUCCGUGAAGGCCACGGUGUCGAACGUCAUCGACCCCGGAUUCAAAGCCGUGGCGUCCGCCUCCUUCCCGUACAAGUCCCCUGCGAAGGUUGCCAUGGAAUACGGCCACCCCCACUUCCAUGUCAAGGGGACGGCAAGCAUGGCCAAGAUGCCAGAGGUGGCACUUAUGGCAUCGGCAGGUGUGUGCGGAGGCGUGGUGGGUGGCAAUGUGGCCUAUGACACCUCCAGGAAGGAGUGCUCGGCAUGGUCGUUGGCUGCCGGGUACACCCACCCAACCAACCACUCUGUGUUUGCCUACAUGCUGAAGAAAGGCCAGGCAGUGAAGGUCACGUACUCGUAUCAAAUGAGCGAUCGGGCAGUGGUUGGUGGAGAAGUGAUCAAGCCUCUCAAGAAUGGGGGUGACAUGACAGCGUCAUUGGGCUACUCGCGGAGGCUGGACUCAGGGGCGCUGGCAAAGGGGAAAGUCAGCAGCGAGGGCAUAUGCUCGUUGCUUUGGGAGUCCAUGUUGCCAGGCGACACAAAGGUAGCGUUGUCAGGUCAAUUCGAUGCGAACAGCCUGGAGAAGAAUGCGAGGGUUGGGAUGUCAAUGGAGAUUGGCAAGUGA
This is a messenger RNA of Ostreobium quekettii, 678 nucleotides long. The record is from the annotation of a GenBank genome assembly. NCBI's taxonomy places the organism in Eukaryota, Viridiplantae, Chlorophyta, Ulvophyceae, Bryopsidales, Ostreobiaceae.